GCGGGCUCCUGGUCCACGUAGGGAGGCUGGAUUUUUCGGUGCUAUGGCGAGGGCGGUCCCGGCAUCCCCCUUUGAGAGUCCUCGAGAGUCGCCCCCUGAGGACCGUGACGAACGUGGGGACAGUAACUCGACAGGGAGUGGCGGCAGCGGCUCAUGCUCUGCGUCUCUUUCUGGGAGCUCGGAUGACUUUGAGCCUGAAUGGCUGGAGAGUGUACAGAAAAAUGGAGAAUUGUUCUAUUUAGAACUAAGCGAAGAUGAAGAAGAAGUUAUCUUUCAAGACAGUUCUCUAGAUGUGCCUGUGGUGAACCAUGUCAGGUUUUGUGAAAAUGAACCUGAGAUUAUACAUGGCAGAUCACGAAAACAAAAUGAACACAGAUUAGAAAAACUCACUAAAAUAUUAAAAAAUAAAAAUAUUGUAUCAAAACAGUCCAUAAAGAAGAAAGCAACUGGUAAAUGUGAUGUGCAUGCCUCUGGUCCAGCAUCCAUAUUGAAAAACCGUUCUAGUCAGAAGAUGGGAGUAGUAGUCCAACAACGGUACAAAGAUGUCUGUGUUUACAUAAAUCCAAAGAGGCAAUCAAAUGCUGAGACAGGAGAGCAGCUCAAGCUUCUCGAGUCAUUAAUAGGAAUUGCCCACCAAUCUCCAUGGCGAAAAGCUGAAAAACACAGGCACAGUAUUGAGUCCAGAAGUGCUGAAGAAGAGAAAAUUGUUGUGCAUGGCUUGAUUCCAGGCAGCUCAGCAAUAAGGUCCGGUGAAAUUUUGAUUGGAGACAUUCUUCUCGCAGUAAAUGAUGUCGAUGUCAACCCUGAAAAUAUAGAGAGAGUUUUAUCUUGCAUUCCAGGUCCUAUGCAGGUGAAACUUACAUUUGAAACAUCAGUCUUUGAGCUGGAGGGAACAUCCCAGCGAAGGUGUAAGCCAACACAAUCCUCUAUGAAUAACCUGCUCAAAUUGCUAUGGAAAGACCAUAACAAUGACCCACAGUUCUCUAUCCAAAGUAUACCUCAUAUUAUUAUGUACCUCUCACUGAAAUUGGAUUCUGAUACCUCUAAGGAUGAGCAAGAAAUCCUUUACCAAUACCCCAUAUCAGAAGCUUCCCAAAAAAUGAAAAGUGUAAGAGGAAUAUUUCUGACACUGUGUGACAUACUGGAAAAUGUGACAGGAGCUCGUAUCAUCAGUUCAUCUAUGUUUCUGUAUGAGAAGUUAAUUCAUGUGGCUUACUGGAAGGAAUCUGACAAGCUCCUUGUAAUUGGUCUGCCAGCUGAAAGUGUACCUCUAUCUCAGCUAAGGAACAUGACUGCAGAUGUUGUCCGAACAUUAAUAUUCAUGUACGGUUCUCUAGACAGUGCUUUUUGUCAGAUAGAAAAUGUUUCCCAGAUGGAUCACUUCUUCUGCCUGUUCUUCCAGCAAGCGCUUCAACCUGCCAGGCUUCACUCAAAUGUCAACCCUGGUUCCCCUCACUAUGAUGCAUGCAGUGCAUUAUUUUUUUACAACUUUCCUGGAGUACGUUGGCUGUCGCUGCCACAAGAAAUCAAGAUGGAAAUUGAUACAGCUCUGAGUGACUUGGAGGCAGCAGACUUUGCAGAAUUGUCUGAAGACUACUAUAACAUGAGACGGCUGUACACCAUUUUGGGCUCAUGCCUCUUCUAUAAGGGCUAUUUGAUCAGUAAUCACUUGCCAAAGGAGGACCUUACUGAUAUUGCUUUAUAUAGCAGGCAUUAUUGCCUCUUACCCUUGGCAGCAGAGCAACGAAUUGGCCAGUUAGUAAUAUGGAGAGAAGUGUUUCCUCAGCAUCAUCUUCAGUCAUGUAAAACUUCAUAUGACGGAUACAGAGAACCCAAAGCAAGAUACUUUUUGCUCAUGGUUGGCUUGAAGCACUUUGUGCUGAGUGUCUUGUUGGAAGCAGGAGGCUGUUCUUCUAAAGCUAUUGGAAAUCCAGGGCCCGAUUGCAUCUAUGUGGAUCAAGUGAAAGCAACAAUCCUUCAACUGGACGGAAUAGAUCUCAGCAUAGAUGAGAGAUUAGAAUCGCCUUCUGCUCCACUGGUGUCCUGCGUGGACUGGUUCCUCCCCUCAUCACGUGACAGUCUAGCCGCCUUACCUCUCUUCAGCAAACUGCAAAAUACUUCAAAUUCUAGGAUUUCGCCAGCAAGCAAAAAAAUGGUUUUUGGUGAUUCUACCUUAAGAACACAUAAAACUAGUCCCUUAUGGGGUAGUGGAAGGUCUGACAAUGUUGAUGAUAAUCCUGAAGGAGGAAGAGGGAAUGUUAAUCCGUAUGCUGCUCAGUCAAAAAGUCCAGGUGGAUUUGACAGAAGCAGUAGUCUUUUUAAGAUCACCAAAAAGAAAAAUAUUCUUCCAGGUCCAUUUAAUUUAGGAAGCCUGAAAAAGAACCCGUCAGAUAUGGAAUCCGAAUUAUACAAUGUUAUGAAGUUGACCUCUGGUCCUGAGAAUACCCUGUUCCACUAUAUUUCUCUAGAAACCAUGCAUGGAAUUUUUAUCACUCCAACACAUACCGAAGUAGCACAGCUCAGUGGAACUAUCCAUCCCCAGUUAAUCAAGAACUUCCAUCGCUGUUGUCUUUCCAUCCGUUCCAUUUUUCAGCAGACCAUGCUGAGAGAAAAUAAAAAGACUGCAAGCAUUAGAAGUUUGGAAUCCAAAAAAGCAAAUUCUGGACUACAUCAAGUAAGAGAACAUGGAGUAUUGUUUGAAUGUUCACCUGACACGUGGAUUGACCAAAAGAAACCACCACCACCGAUAAUGUACUGGGUUGUAGGGAGACUCUUCCUAGAUCCAAAGCCACGGGAGUUUUAUGUCUGUUUUCAUGACUCAGUUGCAGAGGUUGCUGUUGAGCUGGCUUUUAAACUAUCCUUUGGCUUAGCUCUGUAAUAGUUUUUAUCUAUACAGCUGUCAUAAGCAGUGCACAGAUAGAAGUUAAAUUAUGGAAGUUUGCUGGGUGCUUGCUUUUUGAAGAGCUUCUCUGAAAUAGCUUCCUUGAUGGAAAAUCUUUUCAGAUGUUCACACUGACACUUGGAUAUCAUCAACAGUCUUCUCAAAAUACUUUUUAAAAAUUUAAGUGAAAGUUAUUUAUCUUGAAUUGUAUCUUAACUACAAAAUGACAAAAUUUUACACAUGAGGGUUGAUUUCAAGAAUAGUGGAUAUUGGUUACCCAUAUGCAUUCCUGUAUAUGUUUUCAAAUUUCCCUCUUGGGAAGUGCCCUUGAGAUCUUGCAAGUUUAAACUUUCUGCCAAGUUCAAAAAGAAGUUUGAGGACUGACCAUCACAGAAAACCCAACUGUAAAAUUUCCUGGACUUCAAUCAAGGAAGUAUAUUGUAAGACUGAAUAGAUUAUGUUGUGUACAAGGCACUCUGACGUAUUGGAAUUCUGGCAAUACAGUUCAGGGGGAAGCACUCUGACUUAACAGAGUGAAAAGGGGGGGAAACUACCUUGCAUUAAAGAGUUAUUCUACUAUUGGUAAUAACAAAAAAGAUAUUGUGUAUAAUGAAAUAAAUAAAUGUUGUUAGAAAGUAAAAUUGAUCUUUUUCAAAUGCUGUGUGGUAUACAAGCAUGGGGAUGUUUAUCAAUUUGAUUCUGAAAA
Messenger RNA from Eublepharis macularius, 3587 nucleotides. It is a transcript of the gene INTU, whose product is annotated as inturned planar cell polarity protein. Lineage: Eukaryota; Metazoa; Chordata; Lepidosauria; Squamata; Eublepharidae. Bases 44 to 2878 code for a protein of 944 amino acids. Gene Ontology annotation, cellular component: cytoplasm; cilium. The transcript has 16 exons. The record is from RefSeq and is a predicted model, not a curated record. Gene Ontology annotation, molecular function: protein binding. Gene Ontology annotation, biological process: cilium assembly; vesicle-mediated transport; establishment of planar polarity.